Molecule: messenger RNA, 1167 nt
Organism: Lymnaea stagnalis (great pond snail)
Lineage: Eukaryota; Metazoa; Mollusca; Gastropoda; Lymnaeidae
Source: the annotation of a GenBank genome assembly
AGCUUGCAAUAAAACAGUGAAUGCUACAACCACAGGCACCAUAGAGAUCAAUAACUCGCCUAUGACAUAUUGGCCAAAUGCCUUCUGUACCUGGACGUUAAGUGGCAUGGUACCCAAUAAAAUUUCUCUACAGUAAGUAAACAUCAGCUUCCUAAUCUAUCUGUUUUUAUCGGGAAAAAAAUUUAUAGUUCAGAAAAUUUAGAUGAAUUAUUUUAAAUUAUUUUUUUUUUAUUUCUUUCAAUUUUUUACUAGAGUUCUCAACCUUCCUUAUGAAAAUUUCAAUUUUACCGGAGUUUGUUUGUCAGACUACGUCGAAGUGUAUGAUGGGCAGAAUUCUAGUAGUCAUCUGCUUGGACGAUACUGUCAAGACAAACCUGUUUUGGGAACAAUCAGAUCAACAGGAAAUAUUAUGCACAUCGUUUUUAGAUCAGAUAGGCUUAAUGAGAAGGGCUUUCUGAAGGCAAAAUAUACUGCAUACAGUAAGUUAUAAACCUGUAUUUUUACACACUUUCUCAUUACUCUAUUUUUACCUAUUUACACUCUGCAACAUAUCUACAUAUCUCUUUAACUUAAAUUUUUCCAAGUCAUUAUAAAAACAUUAGAUGUUAUGUAGUGGCUUGAAUAUUGCCAGUUAUAAUAGCCUAUAUAUUGCCAAGUUCUGUCAAAUAAGUGUACAUUUCUACAGAAUGAAGAGUAUUUUUUAAUAUAUAUUUUUUUUCAUACUGAGGUCUUAUUUAUCAUCCUUAACAGACUAUAAUUUAUGUUCUAUAUUUUGUUUUGCUAUCCUAUUUUUACUAGUCUUACCACAUGUAAUUUUAUGAGCAAGCCUGGGUUUGGGGAGGGGGGGGGUCUCAGCUUCUUGGUGUAGUUUUGUGGUCUGCAUAUAUAUGAUUGGUAUUAAAGAUGUAUCAAGGUGAAUUCAGUUUGGAAAAGAAGUUUAUCCCAUUAACUUACAUCACAAUAUUUCAUUUUGUUCUUAGCAAAUGAAUGCCAACAGAAUGGCAAGAAUAAUAGAACUCAAAUUUGCUUCAUCUUUUUAAUUUUUUACUGAACUAAAAUAGCGAUUUAAAAAUGAUAAAAUUUGAGUGACUAUUCAUGACUGUUAUGAUUCAGAUUAUCCGGCAUGUAAACAAGACCUUACUGUUUUGAAUGAGCGGCAAAUCAUCC